Molecule: messenger RNA, 126 nt
Organism: Funneliformis caledonium
Lineage: Eukaryota; Fungi; Glomeromycota; Glomeromycetes; Glomerales; Glomeraceae
Source: the annotation of a GenBank genome assembly
AUGAAACAUAAUAAAAUUGCCUUUGAAAAGCAACAAAGUAGCAACAAACACGAUCCUAAACCAAAAGGAGUUCAUGAAAAUAAUCGAAAAUACCGAAAGAGACAAAUUCCUAAUUUGAUUGACAUG